AGGGACAACUCUUAACUCUGGUUCUCAUCUCAACAGCGGUAUAUUCCACCGUCUUCGAUUUUCCUUCCUCCAAUCUUGAAACACAGAGAGAGAGAGAGAGAGACGGGAAAGAAGACGGAAAUGGAGACAGGGAAAAGAGGGGAGGUGCCGCACGUAGCGCUUCUGGCAUUCCCCUUCAGCUCGCACGCUACGCCGCUCCUCUCGCUGGGUCGCCACCUUGCCGGCCUGGCAGGGGACGUUAAGUUCACCUUCUUCACCACCGCGGCCUCCCUUAAGCCCAUCUCCUCUCUGGUUUCCGCCUGCUCGGGGAACCCCAACAUGGUCUUCUGCACCAUCCCCGACGGUUUGCCGCAGGACUUCGCCUUCUCGCCGGAGCGGCCUCAGGAAGACAUCGAGCAUUUCCUGCGAUCGGCUCCCGACGACCUCCGGCGGGCCCUGGCGGGGAUGCAACCGCCCCUCUCCUGCGUGCUCGCGGACUCCUUCCUUCACUUUGCGCAGGACCUCGCCGACGAGGCAGGCGUGCCGUUGAUCUCCUUCUGGACGUCUGCGGCCUCUUCCCUCUCCACGCACAUUUACACCGAUCACCUUCGACAGAAGUUCGGGGUAGUCCAAGCACUGACGCCUGAGAACAGAGAUAUUCCCAUCGACUCCAUCCCGAGCCUCUCCUUCCUGAGGCUCCAGGACCUGCAGGACGGCAUCGUCUCCGGCCGCCUCGACUCCGUCUUCUCCGUUCUACUCCACAACAUGGCCAAGGCGAUUCCACGGGCGGCCGCCGUACUUGCCAACACAUUUGAGUCGCUCGAGCCCUUCUCUCUCACGGACCUCCGAACCAAACUAAAUGCCUGUCUCACCAUCGCUCCGUUGUUCCUCCUGUCACCGCCGCCGCCGCCGGCAUCUUCCCCUGCCGCCGACGACCACGGAUGCAUUUCGUUCCUUGAUUCCCACCUGCCCAACUCCGUCGUCUACCUCAGUUUCGGCUCCGUCGCGGACUUUCGCAUACCGAAGCACGAGAUCGCGGCAUUGGCAGAGGGCCUCGAGUCAUCUGGCGCUCCCUUCUUAUGGUCCCUGAAGCCUGAGAAGCAAGCCGACUUACCUGCUGGUUUCGUGGACAGAGUCAAGGGCCGUGGGCUCAUGGUUUCAUGGGCGCCGCAGCUGGCCGUCCUUCGCCAUGCUUCCCUCGCAGUGUUCAUAAGCCAUGGCGGAUGGAACUCCAUCCUUGAGGCCAUCGCUGGAGGUGUGCCGGUGAUAUGCCGGCCGGUCUUUGGCGACCAUCCAAUAAACUCCCGUUUGGUUGAUAUCUCGUGUUGGGGAGUGGGGGUCACUGUGAGGGAUGGGAUUUUCACCAAGGAGACCGUUGAGGAGGCAAUCCGGCUAGUGUUGAGGGAGCAGGUGGGGAAGGCAUUGAGGGAGAAGGCGAGCCACCAUUGGAAAAGGCUAAUCUGUGAGGCGGUGGGCGCAGACGGGAGUUCUACCAGGAACAUAAAUGCGUUGGUGGAGAUGGUGAGAGGAAGGGCUUGAGGAAUCAGGUCCCAUUUUUGUCUACAGUGUCCGUUUGUUUGUUUUUCUUCCUUUUUCCUUUUUCCUCCCUUUCUUUUGGUUGAGUUUGAUAGCUUCAGAUUUUAAGAUCUUUAGGAUUUGGGAACAGUAAAUUUAAUAUCAGGUCUUCUCCCUCCAAGUGUUUUGUAAGUUAAGGAUUUAAGUGUGGAUUUUAGGCCUCAGAUCUUUAGUUUGCUGAACUGUGGAUACUUUCAUGGAUUUUUUUGUCACAUCAGCAAAAACUUGUCAUGCCAUUUCCGCAUCAGAUCCAUGGAUUUCAAACUCCUAAUAAAUUUUGAACCCUUUGUGCAUUACAGUAAA
Molecule: messenger RNA, 1857 nt
Organism: Nymphaea colorata (pocket water lily)
Lineage: Eukaryota; Viridiplantae; Streptophyta; Magnoliopsida; Nymphaeales; Nymphaeaceae
Product: anthocyanidin 3-O-glucosyltransferase 7-like
Exons: 2
Coding region: 121-1518 (465 amino acids)
Molecular function (GO): UDP-glycosyltransferase activity
Source: RefSeq, a predicted model, not a curated record